UUUUUUUUUUUUUUUGGGCGUUCUUAUCCCCCAAGAAAAGAAAAUCGAAACUAAUUCUCUUGCACCGUUGGUUCGAAUCUCGGUGGUUUCAAAUCCCCAUAAAUAUUUCCUCAUUCUCCUUCUACCAUUUUCAUCUCACAGAAGAUAUUCUGUAACUUUCCCGAGACAAAAAGUGAUUUUGGAUCUUCGAAUUGCUGUCAUUUUCUGUGUAAAAUGGGGAGCUUAGAGCGGACGAUACUCGUCACCGGUGGGGCUGGAUUCAUCGGCAGCCACACUGUUCUUCUGCUUCUUAAAGAAGGAUUUCGGGUUUCGAUUAUUGAUAAUCUUGAUAAUUCGGUUGUUGAAGCUGUUGAUCGUGUCCGGGAAUUGGCUGGCCCUAAUCUUUCCGACAGACUCGAGUUUAAUUUGGGGGACCUGCGGAAUAAGGAGGACUUGGAGAAAUUGUUUUCAAAAACGAGAUUUGAUGCUGUUAUACAUUUUGCUGGCCUCAAAGCUGUUGGGGAGAGCGUUGCUUUCCCACGACGAUAUUUUGAUAAUAAUCUUGUUGGAACCAUCAAUCUCUAUGAGGUUAUGGCAAAAUAUGGUUGUAAGAAGAUGGUUUUCUCGUCUUCUGCAACUGUUUAUGGUCAGCCUGAGAAAGUUCCAUGUGUUGAGGAUUUUGGUUUAGUGGCACUGAAUCCUUAUGGACGAACCAAGCUUUUCUUGGAAGAGAUCGCUCGAGACAUUCAAAAAGCCGAGCCCGAAUGGGGCAUAAUCUUGUUGAGAUACUUCAACCCUGUUGGAGCUCAUGAGAGUGGUAAACUUGGCGAAGAUCCAAAGGGUAUUCCUAACAAUCUCAUGCCUUACAUUCAGCAAGUUGCAGUAGGAAGACUGCCGGAGCUUAAUGUAUAUGGUCAUGACUAUCCAACAAAGGAUGGCAGCGCUGUUCGAGACUAUAUCCAUGUUAUGGACCUAGCCGAUGGUCACAUUGCUGCUCUUCGAAAGCUUUUUACGAACGAAGAUAUAGGGUGCACAGCCUACAACUUAGGGACUGGACAAGGCACGUCUGUGCUAGAAAUGGUUGCAGCCUUCGAGAAGGCCUCCGGCAAGAAAAUCCCUGUUAAACUAUGCCCGAGGAGGCCUGGUGAUGCAACGGCGGUGUAUGCGUCAACGGAGAAAGCCAAGCAAGAACUCGGUUGGACGGCAAAAUAUGGCGUAGAUGAAAUGUGUAGGGACCAAUGGAAUUGGGCAAACAACAAUCCAUGGGGAUACCAGAAGAAAGCUUAAAAAGUACAUGUACUUCCAUACAUAGUGCAGAGGUAUUGAACAAAAAGCUUACAAGGAAGGAACCUCUCACACCACAUCUUUGGUUCAUCAUUAUUCAAUAUAUACUUUAAUGGGUAUUUAUCCCCUCCUCUACUGGUUUUUUCUGUUUGAGUUUCUGAAAUGGUUAUGAGAAUUUACUUCAUUCUUAUAACCAUGUAUCUAUUGGUCACACAAGCUGAAUGUUGUUCCUUGUAGACAUGUAUGUUUGGAUAUCUUCUCUUAUGCUUGUUUUAUUGUAUUAGAAAGAGCUACAAUUGGGCUCGAUUAUUUGCGGUACU
Messenger RNA from Cucurbita moschata (crookneck pumpkin), 1583 nucleotides. RefSeq names its product bifunctional UDP-glucose 4-epimerase and UDP-xylose 4-epimerase 1. Gene Ontology annotation, cellular component: cytosol. Gene Ontology annotation, biological process: rRNA processing; galactose metabolic process. The record is from RefSeq and is a predicted model, not a curated record. Gene Ontology annotation, molecular function: UDP-glucose 4-epimerase activity; RNA binding. NCBI's taxonomy places the organism in Eukaryota, Viridiplantae, Streptophyta, Magnoliopsida, Cucurbitales, Cucurbitaceae. The coding region runs from base 214 to 1266 and encodes 350 amino acids. The transcript is spliced from 9 exons.